AUGGAGUCAACCCUAGAAAAGACACCGGCCAGGGGUCCGGGUCGGGGACGAAAGAAACGGUGGGCAGCGCGAGUAAGAACAGGCUGUGUGACUUGCAAAAUCCGCCGAAUCAAAUGCGACGAGGCGAGGCCAAGCUGUCGAAACUGCCAUUCCACUGGUCGAUUUUGUGAGGGAUACGAUGAUAACUCCAUCGCAAAUGAGAAAUAUCAUUCCCUCAUCCCGUCGAAGCUGCCGUCCACGUGGGAUUUCGUGACCUUAGAUUCCGGAGAGAAGGAGAACUUUUACUUCUUUCGAUCCAUCACCACAUCGACCCUAGCCGGGUUUUUCGACUUUGGUUUUUGGUCCUACCGACUAUUGCAGGAUUCCCAUCGCUACCCGGCCCUCUGGCACGGGAUGACGGCACUUGCCGGUGUUCAUCGCGAGUAUGUUGACCCCAGUGCGUCCCUCACUCGACCCAGGAUGGGGGACACACGGAAUGUCCAAUUCGCUCUGAAGCAGUUCAAUAAAUCUAUUCAAUCCCUCCUGAAUCAGCUCUCUGGAGAGACUUUAACCAUUCGCGAUAAGAUUGCGGUGUUGGCUACGUGCGUCUUAUAUAUCUGCAUCUCAUGUCUCCAAGGCCGCCAGCCACAGGCAUUCAUGCACAUCCAGAACGGAUUAAAGCUAUUUCACCAGUGGGGCCUGCAAUCGAGCCUUGUUAGGUCUCCAGAAGAUUGGCUCGGAGCUGAGAUGCUUUUGCUAAUUUUCAUGAGACUUGACUCCCAGGUCCGCCCGUACCUAGCCAUGCAGGAUCUGUCUUCUGGGUGGAUAGAAAACCGGCUAGUUGCCUCAUCCAGCGAACGCCCCUUUGCCACGCUUCUCGAUGCGUACAUUUCCCUGGAGGAAGUAUUCAACGACGUCAUGCGCUUCUACCUGGAUUACUAUAAGACGCAGGCUCCAAAUGUGGGUCCUGUCUCACCUGAUGCUAAAGAGGUGUACCUCCGCCAGGUCCGAGAAUGGGAUGCUCGACUAGCAACACUUCUUCGCAUGAGCCCGGAAUACCUACAAGAAACGGCCAUGGACCUAUUGAGUAUCCGGCGGAAAUUUAUCGAAGUCCUGCUAGCCCUGGACCGAAGCCGGGGAGAACUGGCUCAUGACGUGUUACUCUCGGACUACGUGAUCAUGGUUGAUACUGUGGCUCGGAUACUGGGUAGUGGUCAGAUGGAUACACGAGACGACCACCGCUCGGUCAAAGAGCAGCAGAAGCAUCCAACCUUCAGCCUGGAGACUGGUAUUGUGGAACCUCUAUUCUGGGUCGGUACACGAUGUCGGGAGCCGUUGCUCCGGCGGAGGGCUCUCGAUCUUAUGCGACGGUAUCCGCGGCGGGAGGGAAUCUGUGAGGGCAUGUUGGCCUCUUACAUUGUGGAAAAGGUAAUAGAGAUCGAAGAAAAUGGAUGCCCUCAGGCAAGCGCAAACCCGGAGUCAGCGAGUGGGUGCAUUGAGGGACAAUGGAUAUGCAAGGCGCAUCGAGUGGCGACAUGGGAUUUUCUUUUAGCUACGGAACGGCAAGUCCGUGUUGUGAUGAAGACUGUUGAAGACUGGGAGCUCUCUCGUCGGGGGAUUGAGGUCAUAGCCACCUGGUGGUGAUUUAUUAUUUACAUACGAAUGCGCGAUUUCGGAGACGACUGGUUUGGUAAAGCAGAUAACCUGUUGAUGAGAUGAUGCAAUUGAUGAGAAGAAUUAUGAC
This is a messenger RNA of Aspergillus sclerotioniger CBS 115572, 1723 nucleotides long. RefSeq names its product Zn(II)2Cys6 transcription factor. The record is from RefSeq and is a predicted model, not a curated record. Gene Ontology annotation, biological process: regulation of DNA-templated transcription. Bases 1 to 1623 code for a protein of 540 amino acids. The transcript has 3 exons. NCBI's taxonomy places the organism in Eukaryota, Fungi, Ascomycota, Eurotiomycetes, Eurotiales, Aspergillaceae. Gene Ontology annotation, molecular function: DNA-binding transcription factor activity, RNA polymerase II-specific; zinc ion binding.